Fomitopsis serialis is the source of this 2888-nucleotide messenger RNA. RefSeq lists its product as uncharacterized. The transcript is spliced from 9 exons. The coding region runs from base 465 to 2813 and encodes 782 amino acids. The record is from RefSeq and is a predicted model, not a curated record. NCBI's taxonomy places the organism in Eukaryota, Fungi, Basidiomycota, Agaricomycetes, Polyporales, Fomitopsidaceae.
GAGCUCUUCACCUUGCACCACCAUCACACCACCCUGUGCCAUACCGUAGCUGAGCCAACUUCCAACAUUUUGGAUCUCUCUGCUUGGUAUUCUUCUCGAGGAUGUAAGGAAUCAGUAGGGCAAUUCAAGAAGUUGACCUAGACAAAUCUCGACCGCCGUCUUCCUCGCCGGCACAACGUGCACAGACCACCUGCCCGGUGGUGAAGAGUUCACGGCCGCAUCAUGAAGCAUCCAGGCGGCGUGGCGUGGCUGUCCUAUCAAAUUUGCGACAAGCUUCCGCCGCAUGCAGAACGGCGGGCAAUGACUAGGCGCAGCUUCAUAUCUGCUCUCGCUUCACCUUCAUCUCGAGCUCAGCCCAUGCCCGCUAUCGCUUUCCAAGUCUUGUCUUUCAUUCACUCCUAACGCCUUAUCUGUAUCUUCUUCCCAGCUCUAGCAUCUUUCCUCCUCGAACGCAGUGUAAUCGCAUGGCACGCAGAGACGGCACCGCGAACCAACAGCAGACAAUCAACAGCCUGCAGUCCCCCACGCCACGCCCACGCCCGCGUGCGUACGCCUCCUCGCCGCCUUCGUCUCGCAGACAGAGCCUGCACACCUUGGGUCCUACGGCGAGGCUGCACGUCCAGUGGCUUUUCCGCUCGAAUAUCCCCCACCGCCGCGGCAUGCCCCUGCCCGUCGACGUCAAAAAGCGCAACUUCUUUGGCAUCGGCGACAUCCUUGGUGUCCUCGCGAACCCGUCCGAAACGCUGCGCUCCCUCACAGAAUCCAAGAGAAUGCUCGAAGAGACCCGGAGAGAACUGGCUGAGGCGCGAGAGCGCGCACAGCUCAGUCCGACACACACCUUCUCGGGCCUCCCAGGAUUCUUCGACCGCCCGGCGGAGCUGAAGGCCAUCGAGCGUGCUCUCGAGGGCGAGCCAAGCUUCACGGUACUCUUCGGUGCGAGCAGCGUUGGCAAGACGGCCCUCCUGCGCCAGGUGCUGACACGCCCGACGUACCAUGUGCUGCACUUUGACCUCCGGAUCGCGGGGUUCGCUGACCUGCCAAGUCUCUAUAUGAGCCUCAGUCAACAAAUGGAGGCAUAUUUCAACGCGCUCUCUCAAGACCCAGAGAUGCCUGGCUAUGGCGAAUUCGAAAAGGAGGCGUGGGCAUUCAAGCACGACAGGCUCAAUGUUGAGCGUCGGACAUCCGGCCAAUCCGGCGAGGGGACACCACACUUGACGAUGGCGGAGAUCAAGACGAGCGACAUCGCCCGCCUGAUGGAACUCUUCCAGAGUUCCCUGCUCCGCUACUGGAACUUCCAGCCCGACAUGGAGGCUGUCUGCGCGGCGGAGCGCAAGACAGAGUCGGACACCUCGUCGGUCCGCACGGCGAAGGAACCAACCAAGGGCACCAGACCAUCGUGGCGCAAGCGUCUGUUCGGCAGCCGGCGUGCGCAGGCGGAGGGGGCGGCGCGCAGACAGUCGCAGCAGGGGAGCAUGAACGGCGAUGCGCGGCACGAGGCGAAGGAGAAGGGCAAGGAGCGCGCGCCGCCGGUGAAGAAGGUUCCGGUGUUCUUCAUUGACGAGGCGCACAAGCUGCCGGCUCUCAUUCAUUCGGUGGAUGCGAUGAAGUCGCUUCUCGAUGCGAUGCUGGUGCUCACGAAACAGGAUCGGCUCUGCCAUGUCAUACACGCGACGAGCGAUCCGUUCUACCAGACGUGGCUCCGCCAGCUGAAUGUCAUGCAGCAUUGUAAGAUCAUCACUGUAGGCGACUACGCGAAGGCGGACACGAGGCGUUUCUUCCGCGAGCGAAUCCUGCCGAGCGUCCCGGAGGAGCUCCGUCCAAAGCUCGACUUCGAGCAGCUUUAUGAAGCGUUCGGAGGCAAACUGGCGCACUGGCAAGAUUUCAUCCCAGAUUACGUCAACACCCGUGGAAAGCUGGACAGUACGUUGGGCUCACCCCCUCCUCGCCUAGAUACACGCCAACUCACCGCGCUCACAGUCAAGCAAAGUUCGCACUUCCUCCAAGCGCACGCCCUCCUCAACCUGCACAUCAUUCAUUCUGCCCAGGCACCUCCGUCUGCGACAGGCGCCGCGCCAGCGACGGACGCUACGCCGCCUUCUGAGCACGCACACGAAGGGUCGCAAACCGCGCAGCAGCGCGUCCCGCCCUCUCCCGGUUCCAACUCCGGCUUCCGUAUCUAUUCACCGCUGAACCGCAACCCUCAUGCAGCACCAGCAAGCUUCGGUCCUAUGGGUGUAGAUGGGGGAGACGCACCAGAGUUCCACGCAGACUUCACGGCUAUUCAGCUGCUCAAGGUCAUGAACCGCCUGGCCCAGCCCGGUGCACGUUCACUACCGUACUUCCUCCUCUGCCGCGAGCUAGGAGCGCGUGCGGUGGAUGGCAUGGUACGCGGUCGGAUCUUGGACUUGCGGUGGACGGAGCCCAUCACCAAAGAGGGCGUGGACUCGCGGACGCUGAGUGUGAGGCUGCGCGACAGCACUCGGAUGCGGGACAGCGUGCGCGUGCCGGGGCGCGAGAGCCGCGUGCAGUUUGCCGCGGGGAGCAGCAUGACGGCGGUGAACGACUACAACGAGAUGGGCACGGAGGAGGGCGAGAUGGUGCCGAUGUCGGAGGAGGAGAUACUGCGUGCGCACGAGCAGAUGAUGGGCCAGCCGCCGCCUGAGGAAUACGAGGAGGACGUAGUUGGACCUAAGCUCGUGCCGAUUACGCCCAUCAUGCGUUAUGCCAUGCGCGAGGUGGUUCAGGAGUACUAUGAUGAUGAUGACCAGACGACUUCGGAGUACGCGUCGCUGUCUGAAAUCCAAGAGUACUGAGCUCGACGACGGCUGCCCGUGUGUAUCGUAAUUUUAUUCUGCUGGUCCCGGUGGGUGCUGGCCCGUCCGCCCUGU